Molecule: messenger RNA, 5722 nt
Organism: Homo sapiens (human)
Lineage: Eukaryota; Metazoa; Chordata; Mammalia; Primates; Hominidae
Gene: PKIB
Product: cAMP-dependent protein kinase inhibitor beta
Exons: 9
Coding region: 4287-4544 (85 amino acids)
Molecular function (GO): cAMP-dependent protein kinase inhibitor activity
Source: RefSeq, a predicted model, not a curated record
GCGCAUGCGCGUCACUAGACGACACGGCUGUCUUCUUUCCUGGAGAAUUUCUCAAGGACUGCUGGCUGGAAACUUAACGGCUAAUGUGGAUCUGACCGUAGUUUGCCAAAUUAAGAAAACGUUUUUACCCUGUUGAAGAUUUGCUUUAACUUCAAAAGUGAUGACAAGAAAGUAUGGACACCCCUUCAGGACCAACCUGAUAAGUCACUGGGACCAUUAAAAAUCUUUAAUUGUGCCAGAUGUUUCUGACUACCGAGUCAACAUUCACUGAUUGAGCCAUGAAGAUUGAGCUAUGAUGAUACUGCCAUCUUUCUAUCCAUUACAAAUGUAAAGUUUUUUUCUAGCUUUCUAUCUCUAUGGGCAAGUGUGGUCUCAAUGGAAGGUGAGCAAUGAGUGUAGGUGUGGGAUAUGACAUCAUUUUAAUUUUUUAAGUGUUUAUGUUCUCUUACAAAUUUAUACUGCAGAGAUGGUCUUUUACCACUAUGAGCCAUAUAACGUGAUGUACAUAGCAGUUGCUUGAAAAACAUUUGCACUUCUUGAUGAUAGAUGAGGACUUUGUAGUUGCUUAUUUUUUGUCAUCUUUAUGGAACUAACAUGGUAACAGUUAUAUCCUAAUAGAAAAAAGUUAAAGUCCUAAAAUCAUCCAGGUCAUUCUUAAGCAGGGCUGGAAUGUCUCAGAAUUUAGUAGCUAUUCUUCACCAAGCAGAACUUAGUCAUACCACUGUGGACUUCCCUUAUUUUCUCCUAUUUGCCACAAAAAAAGCAAGUGAAAUAAUGUAAGAGAGGGAUAAGGAGAUGUGGCUACUGUUUAACAACCCAUCCAGUUGUUGGCUCGUGGCUUUCAUCCAGAUGAGAAUGAUUAGGAAUGACUCCAAAGGCCAAAAAAUGUUUAUAUUCCAUAAUGUGACAUUAAACAUUUCUGAAUCCAAAGUCUGAAUUUUAUUUUUCUCAAAAGCCAUUUGCACUAAUGUUUGUAUUAUAAACAUGUCCCUCAAAGAGGUUGAGCUAGAAAUGGUAUUAUCUGAUGGAGGGGCUAGACAUAUAGAUAUGUAACCAGUUAUCUUUUCUAUCCUAUGUUCUUAUAACAGAAGCUACCUUCUUUGAAGCUGUGUUGAGGUGUUGAUAGAAAGUGCAUUUCUUUUGUACUGCUUGUGAUAAAGGAACUCAUGGCCAGGUUAAUAUUACAUAUAAACAUGUUUAAGUACAGACUGUAAUAGAGGCUCCACGAGGUCAGGGAUUUUUGUGUUUUUUUGUUCUCUUAUGUAUCCCAAGACCUAAAACAGUACCUAACACAUAGUAAUUACUAAGGAAAUAGUUACUGAAUGAAAGACUAGAAUAUGGUCACAUUAUUCUUGCAUUUUGUUUUCUUUGGCUAUGCAAGUUGUAUCAUAUUUUCCUGUUUUCAUAAUCAUCUUCUGAAUAUUGAUUAAUACUUAGUCAUAUGAAGAAAUAUUAAUAUAAGAUAUAGAAUAGUCUUAACAAUCAAGAUAGAAAAAACAUUUAUACCCCAAGUGUUUUCUUUCUUUUCCUUUUUUCUAUUUAUCUUAAAUAGGUUGAUUAUGUUUUGAUUUCAUUGUAUAAUACACUGUUGAGGUCAAACAAACGAAGCUUUAGUGAAGAUUAUUUUGAAAGAAACAAUAGAGCAUUUAAUAAUUUUAUUUGCAAAAUAUAUUUCAGAAACAUUUUAUUUCUAGCCUUAAACAGAAAUCUUAAUAAUAUCUUCUACAUUAUGCAGGCAGCAAACUGUGAGAUAGGCAUGCCCAAGCAUUUCUAGGGAAGGACUUAUACAUUCUUAAUAGCAAUUUUAAUUGUUCCCAGAAUUGAGAAUUUUUAUUCUAAUAAUGACAUGGGUAAUAUGCCAAUAAGAUACAUAUUAAAGGUGAGACCUAAAAUUCAUCUUGCAAAAUAAAAUUAUUCACAAAUGACUUUCUGAAAUACCUCUUUAGGAUUCUUCUUUGCUUUCCAGGCUGUUCCACGAAAUUUUUGCUGCUAUUACUUUAGUAUGCUACUACACCCCUUCCCACUGCUUACUUUAAGAAAAUCCCCUCACACUGAAUACGCACAUAUACAUUUUGUAAUGUUAAUUCUAGUCUGUCUUUUCAGUUAUCUUCUUGGCACAAAUAUCACCUCUAAUAAACACCAUUAAUCAUAAUGAUGGUAUUAAUAUCAAUAACAAUGAUUACCCAUUCUAGAUUAGUUUAUUCAUUUUCAUUGACUUAAAAUGAUUACUUCUUGACUUGAGAGGUAAGUAGUUCCUUAGAGACCUCUGAGACUAGUGAGAAUAGAGCAAAGAGGCCAACUGUUAGGCUUGUCAGACUUCCUUUUUUAUGCUGGGCUAUGCCCCUUUUCGCAGUUUCACUUGGAUGAAGAACUGGAGAUUUAGUAGUUAGUGUCUUUGCAGUGUGGGAGUGUCUAACUUGGGAAGUCAUAGAAGAAUGAGGGAAAGUCUUAUCUAUUUAUUUCUCUGGUAUUUUUCUGGUAGCUGAAUUGAUUUAAUUUUACCCGUGAGAGAUUACACAUCAUUAAGGAUUGUGAGUGAGGCAAAUGGCUAUUUAAAGGUUGACAGUGUGAAAAAACUAAUUAAAACAUGCACAGUCUAAUCAGAAAGAAAAUAUAUGAGAAAAGGGGAGAAUGUAAAAAUGGUUAAGUUAUUAAGCAUGCACAAGAUCUCAGGAUAGUAUCUCCAUCUUAUUGCUACAUAUUUCACCAAAUAAGGAUUAUUUUUUUCUUAUCUCAUGGUAACAUCAAAUGAAUAAGUUCAAAUUUACAUCUACAAACCAGAGAUUAAAUAUGUCAAUAAAAAAGUGAAAUAUCUGUUGGAAAUGAUAAUCAUAAAUUAAGUAAGCCAUAAAUAGAAUUUCAAUGAGGUGUUUUGAUUUGUGUGAAUGAAUUCAUUAAAUAAAUAUUAUAGCAGCAAGUUAGAGGCCUGUAAUAUACUGACUAACUACCUAGUGGGAUUCUUUUCCACUGCAUUCCAAAUUUAUAAGAAAUACGCAAAAAUUAAGUAAAGAAAUAGGUCUCAGAGAUUAUUAACUUUUAUGUCAUGUAGACUUAAAUACAGUUUUAAUGAACAGAACUGAAGAAAAAUUGAAUUAUAUUUACCAUUUUUUAUGCUUAGAAAAGUGGCUUCAAUUUAUUAAGAAAGAAUCUUGAAAUGGAAGAUUGAAACUAAGUAUGAAUUGUCUGUUUAAUUUACUGUUAUCUCAAAAUAUUAAAUUUAUUAAAUACUGUAUUCACAAAGUGUUACUGAGAUAGGACGUGGGAUGCAACUGUGGAGGGGCUCAGACACUGGGACACAAUGGGGACUAGGUAAAACAGGGAUGGGGCAGAAACAUCUCUCCAUAAGACAAGCCCACCAAUGUGCCAUGUCAGUUUACCAUUGCCAUGGCAACAUCUGUAAGUUACUGCCCCUUUCCAUGUCAAUAACCUAACAGCAUGAAAGUUACCACUCUUUUUCUAGAAAUUUCUGCAUAAUCUGUCCCUUAAUUUGCAUAUAAUUAAAAGUGGGUAUACAUAUGACUGCAGGACUGCCUCUGAGCUGCUAUUCUGGGCACACUGCAUAUAGGAUAGCCGUACUCUCCAAGAAACAGCACCUCCGCUGCUGCUGUAUGCUGUCACUUCAAUAAAAGUUGAUGUCUAACACCACCAGCUCACCCUUGAAUGUUUUCCUUAGCAAAGCCAAGAACCCUCCUGGGCUAAGCCCCAAUUUUAAGACUUGUCUGCCCUGCACCUUUAUGAUCAAUGCAAGAGUCUCCUGUACAAUAAGGUAUACAAAUAGCAGCAGAUGGUCUACUGAAUAAUUGAACAUCUUUCAACUUCACUUGGCCUGUUAGGACUACCCUUCACCUGGUACUUUUCUAACAGUUGACUUAGUUGUUGGGCUAAAGCUAAAAGGGGCCAGAGAUAAUUUUAAUUUCUUUUCUCUCUCACUGGAAUAGAGGUCUCACAAGGUCAAGGCUCCACAAGGCUCAGUGCUAAAGGAGAGGAAUCUUAAAAAUGGUUUUUCUUUCGUUUAAAGAUGACACACUCUGAAAUUAAUUUGAUUUUGAGAUUUGAGAACUUGGACAUACAUACUUCCUAUGGAAGGAGUCAUGCUAUACUGAAAAGACACUUCAUCAAGAUAACUCUGGGAGAAGCAGAAAACCCUGUGCCAGGGACAGGAAAGAUAGGAGAAAGAAAGUUUAUCAGAAUUUUUUAAACCUGUCUCAGAAAUAACAACAUAUUUUAAUCAGAGAUUUGCUGAAGCUUCAGAGAUCACCUGCCAAACACAGGCUGAACCUGACAGCAUGUCACACCAGGAUGUUGCUAUGAGGACAGAUUCAUCAAAAAUGACUGACGUGGAGUCUGGGGUCGCCAAUUUUGCAUCUUCAGCAAGGGCAGGCCGCCGGAAUGCCUUACCAGACAUCCAGAGUUCAGCUGCCACAGACGGAACCUCAGAUUUGCCCCUCAAACUGGAGGCUCUCUCCGUGAAGGAAGAUGCAAAAGAGAAAGAUGAAAAAACAACACAAGACCAAUUGGAAAAGCCUCAAAAUGAAGAAAAAUGAAGGCUCAUAAUCUAUCAAGAGUGCUGAAUUUCUGCAUGUUGAAAGACUUAGUGGUUCUGUUUUCUUGAGACAUUUAAUCUGGUGGUAACUGUGGUAACAUUGCAGCCCUAAGCAGCAUGUGUAUAUUAGAUAAUUGUGUUGUGAUGCUACUCACUUUGAUUGCAAUGAUGAUGUCCAAGGUAAGCUAUUAAAAGGCAGGUUACUUCCAAAUCGCACUGAAGGAAAAGGUUAAGAAUAAUACAUGAUCACAGAAAUGCAUACCACUGUCUGUAAACCCAACAAAAUUCACUGUUCUCUUUUGGAUUUAUUUAGCCUGAUGUAUUUUUAAUUCAAUUUUUAUGGUGAUGGGCAAAUCAUUCUUGGUAAAUGUAAAUCAAACAUGAUUGAUUUAAAACUUCAUGGAAUUUGUAGAAAAUUAUGGACAUUUUUGGUGAGAAAGAACAAUAGUCAAAACUCACAUGGAUAGAGUGUGUUUGUUUUUUGCCAAAAAUGCCCCAGACUUUUUCCCAAACCUCAAAAACGUCUUGGAAAAAUUGUAAAAGUUUGAUAACAGAAACAUCUUUAGGAUAUUUUUGUCUGACAUAUUUUGCUUCUAGUAUGUGCCUACUGUGAUUUUUUUCAUGUGGAAAAUGCAAAAUUUGUAACAAAAUGGUUAUAUGGAACAUGCCUAUUAAAUGAAUUUUACUAUCUUCCCUAACUUUGGUCUGUGUAUGUGUGUGUGUUUUACUUUAAUAUGAAUUAUACAAAAUACUAGUUGUUUUACACUCUCUUUUCUUAUUCUUAGGGCUUUUGUGUAUGUCUGACUUGUUUUUAAAUAACUUCCUCAGCAAUGCAGACCUUAAUUUUUAUAUUUUUUUAAAGUAGCUAACAUAGCAGUAGGCACUUAAGCAUUUAGUCAAUGAUAUUGGUAGAAAUAGUAAAAUACAUCCUUUAAAUAUAUAUCUAAGCAUAUAUUUUAAAAGGAGCAAAAAUAAAACCAAAGUGUUAGUAAAUUUUGAUUUAUUAGAUAUUUUAGAAAAAUAAUAGAAUUCUGAAGUUUUAAAAAUGUCAGUAAUUAAUUUAUUUUCAUUUUCAGAAAUAUAUGCAUGCAGUUAUGUUUUAUUUGAUUGUUGACUUAGGCUAUGUCUGUAUACAGUAACCAAAUAAACUCUUUCACUAUUAAAGAGAUUUCUUACUGA